Molecule: messenger RNA, 1221 nt
Organism: Castor canadensis (American beaver)
Lineage: Eukaryota; Metazoa; Chordata; Mammalia; Rodentia; Castoridae
Product: cytochrome P450 2C18-like
Biological process (GO): xenobiotic metabolic process
Cellular component (GO): cytoplasm; intracellular membrane-bounded organelle
Molecular function (GO): iron ion binding; oxidoreductase activity, acting on paired donors, with incorporation or reduction of molecular oxygen, reduced flavin or flavoprotein as one donor, and incorporation of one atom of oxygen; heme binding
Source: RefSeq, a predicted model, not a curated record
AUGGCUCUUGUCCUGGUGCUGGUGCUCACUCUCUCCUGUCUGCUUCUCCUUUCAUUCUGGAGGCAGAGCUCUGGGAGAGGGAAGCUCCCUCCUGGCCCUACUCCUCUCCCGCUCAUUGGAAAUGUCCUGCAGAUCGACAUUAAGAACAUCAGCAAAUCCUUGACAAAUUUGUCGAAAGUCUAUGGUCCUGUGUUCACUCUGUAUUUUGGCUUGAAGCCAUCUGUGGUGUUACAUGGAUAUGAAGCAGUGAAGGAAGCUCUCGUUGAUUUAGGAGAAGAGUUUGCUGGGAGAGGCAGUUUUCCAGUGUCAGAAAGAGUUAAUAAAGGCCUUGGAAUUCUUUUCAGCAAUGGAAAGAGAUGGAAGGAGAUCCGGCGCUUCUCACUCAUGACCUUGAGGAAUUUCGGGAUGGGGAAGAGGAGCAUUGAAGAGCGUGUUCAAGAGGAAGCACACUGCCUCGUGGAAGAGUUUAGAAAAACCAAUGGUGAACCCUGUGAUCCCACCUUUGUCCUGUGUUGUGCUCCCUGCAAUGUGAUCUGCUCCAUUAUCUUCCAGAAACGUUUUGAUUAUAAAGACCAGACUUUUCUUAACUUGAUGGGAAAAUUCGAAGAAAACCACAGACUUAUGAGCACCCCAUGGAUCCAGAUCUGCAAUACUUUCCCUGUGAUCAUUGAUUAUCUCCCAGGAAGUCAUAACAAAAUACUUAAAAAUUUUGCUGAUGUAAAGAGUUAUGUUUUGGAGAAAGUAAAAGAACACCAAGAAUCCCUGGAUGUCAAUAAUCCUCGGGACUUCAUUGAUUGUUUCCUGAUCAAAAUGGAACAGGAAGGGCACAAUCAGCAGUCUGAAUUUACUAUUGAAAACUUGAUAGCCACUGUAACUGAUAUAUUUGGAGCUGGAACUGAAACAACAAGCACCACCAUGAGAUAUGGACUCCUACUCCUGUUGAAGCAUCCAGAAAUCACAGCUAAAGCCCAAGAGGAGAUUGAACAUGUGGUUGGCAGACACCGGAGCCCCUCCAUGCAGGACAGGAGCCGCAUGCCAUACAUGGAUGCUGUAGUGCAUGAGAUCCAGAGAUACAUUGACCUCAUACCUACCAACGUGCCCCACGCAGUGACCUGUGAUGUUAAAUUCAGAAACUACUUCAUCCCUAAGGGUAUGACCAUAAUAACAUCGCUGACUUCUUGCUAUAUGAUGACAAAGAAUUUCCCAACCAGAGAUGUUUGA